UUCCCGGGCGCGAGCAAGGCCAAAUCGAACCUCCGCCGACCACGCCCGAAACCUCAACCCACCUCUGCCUCUACGCUCCCUUUUUCCUCCGAACCUUUUCGACAGGGUACCACGGAAUCCGACCUCACCCUCCCGACGAACAAGUCAAUUGAGGUUUGAUACUCUCUCUUCCUCCCUCUCCGGGUCGACGGUUCCGCGAAACAACAAACGAAAAGAAAGAGAAAAAAACAAAAAGAGAUGGCUUCCCUUGCGACGGCGGCUCGCCUCUCUGCGAGAGUUAUUGGCCGGAGAAUACCCGCAGAGUCCACAGCUCGAGGCUUCCGGACCUCAGCACGAUGCCUCGCCGCGCAGAACUUCUCCAUGCCCGCCCUCUCUCCGACCAUGACGGAGGGCAACAUCGCCAGCUGGAAGGUCAAGGAGGGCGAGGCCUUCUCCGCCGGCGACGUGCUCCUCGAGAUCGAGACCGAUAAGGCCACAAUGGACGUCGAGGCCCAGGACGAUGGCGUCAUGUUCAAGAUCACCACCGCCGACGGCGCCAAGGGCGUCCAGGUCGGCACCCGCAUCGCCGUUAUCGCCGAGCCCGGCGACGACCUCUCCUCCCUCGAGGUCCCCGCCGAUGAGCAGGCUUCCGCCUCGGCCUCCAAGCCUGCCGCCGACAAGGAAGCCCCCAAGAGCGACACCGCCGAACGCCGCGAGGCGCCUCAGGGUGAGAACCGCGCCCCCAAGACCUCGGGCGGCAAGGCCCGCGAGCAGAGAUACCCCCUUCUCCCCUCGGUCCAGUCCCUCGUCAACGCCCACGGCCUCGACAAGGACGCCGUCAGCAGGAUCGAGCCCACAGGCCCCAACGGCCGCCUACUCAAGGGCGACGUCCUCGCCUACCUGGGCUCCAUCAACGCCGAGACCCCGAGCAAGAUCAUGGACCGCGCCGUCAAGAUGUCCAAGCUCGACCUCAGCAACAUCAAGAUCGCGCCCAAGAAGGAGGUCGCACCUCAAAAGGCCGCCGAGAAGAAGGCCGCCGAGGCUCCCGCCCCCGUGGACUCCCAGGUCGCCCUCCCCGUCUCCCUGUCCAAGGUCCUUGAGGCCCAGAAGCGCAUCCAGUCGACCCUCGGUGUCUUCAUGCCCGUCUCCACCUUCGUCGCCCGCGCCGCCGAGGUCGCCAACGACGACCUGCCCCCCUCGGCCCGCAAGCCCACCGCCGACGAGCUCUUCAACCAGGUCCUCGGCCUCGACAAGCUCUCGCUCCGCGGCUCCCGGGGCUACUACCUGCCCCAGGUCUCCGCCCUCCCCGAGCCCUCCCUCCUGGCAGCCCGCCCUGCCAGGCGGUCGUCUUCCGACAUCAUCGACCUCCUCGCCGCGCCCGCCAAGAAGGCCGCCGCGCCAAAGGCCGCCGCCGCUCGCCAAACCCCCAGCAUCUCGUCCGGAACCAACCUAUUCAGUGUGACGGUGCCCCAGGGUGACGAGAAGCGCGCCAAGGUGUUCCUGGAGAGGGUCAAGUUGAUCUUGGAGGAGGAACCCGGCAGGCUUGUUCUGUGAAGGGGGUGAUCUAACACGCGAGAGAGAGAAAGAGGGAGAGGUGGGUGAGGGAGAGCCAGUAAUAGGGGGGAGGGUUGACGAUCUAGAGGCGAUGAAUGAUAAGAGAAGCUCGCUUUUCUUCCGCACGGGAAAUGUACUUGUAGUAUGUCGUGGGCGGAUACAAUAGAAGUCAUAUACGCACCCACAUCCUCUUUUUGUUCUUCGCGAGUUGCAAAGCCUCGGAAACCGACACACCCACCAUAAUGGUUUCCCGCCUGUUCCUGCUCUUGGCGAACUGAGGAAGCCUCCCACCUGCCCGUUCCCGCUCACGUGUGCAACAAUCCCUGCUAAUUCUAGCGAUGUUAGUUACCCUGCAAUAUAUCACCGGGACGGAGAGACAGCCACAAAGCUGCAGGACUAAGACCCCACCAUUGAAUAGCAAUCGCAACCUCCUUGAAGUCAUUGUUCCGACUUCGAUAGGUUAUCUCCCGCUGAUCCGCCUAAGAAACGAUGGGGGAACAGUCACUUCUUCACCUACCCAAUCGCAGCCUCUCUAGAUAAACACAUGGAAGACUUCUCAUUAGACGGAGGUGGCGCGUGAAGCCGAACUCCACUAGUGGGAGGAUGAAGCAAAAUUGAAUGCGUCCAGUUCUGCUCCCUCGGGCUUUUGGUUGCCGUUGUAUCCACUAGCGAACGAUUGUGGUGCCGUCGGCUGGGCUGUUCGACGCCGCCCGACUCCAAGGCCUUCCGGAACGAGCCUAGAAAAUGCCUUGCACAUUUUGGAGAAGCAGCUGUUUUCACUUGUCUGGCUGCAAAGCCAGGGUCUAGCUUCGACCCUUGGCGGCCCGAGUCCGGCGUGCGGGACACGACUUGCGGUGGAAUGCCGAGACGUUGGGCCAACAACGAAAAGGAAUUCAAAAGA
This is a messenger RNA of Colletotrichum destructivum, 2434 nucleotides long. Its product is annotated as Putative dihydrolipoamide acetyltransferase/Pyruvate dehydrogenase protein X component. NCBI's taxonomy places the organism in Eukaryota, Fungi, Ascomycota, Sordariomycetes, Glomerellales, Glomerellaceae. Gene Ontology annotation, biological process: pyruvate decarboxylation to acetyl-CoA. The record is from RefSeq and is a predicted model, not a curated record. The coding region runs from base 238 to 1533 and encodes 431 amino acids. Gene Ontology annotation, molecular function: dihydrolipoyllysine-residue acetyltransferase activity. The transcript is spliced from 2 exons.